This is a messenger RNA of Rotaria sp. Silwood2, 882 nucleotides long. NCBI's taxonomy places the organism in Eukaryota, Metazoa, Rotifera, Eurotatoria, Philodinida, Philodinidae. The record is from the annotation of a GenBank genome assembly.
AUGUUUAAAAAUAUUCCAAUAAAAACAGUCGAUAAUAAUUAUGAAAAACAAUUUGACAAUGAACAACUCGUUUCAAUGCUUCACCGAUUGGUUGAUGAACGUGAUCUAUUAUGGCGUGAAAAUGAAUAUUUAAAAGCAAAAUUAAAUGAAUCUAUUUUAAUUGAAACAAUUAAUGAAAUGAGAAAAGAACGAGAUUUAUUAUUAAAGUUAUUACUUAAUUUAUCAACGAAUAAGAACAAUGAUGAACAAUUACAAUAUCAAAAUCAUUGUACAGAUGAACAUACAAAUGGUUAUUCUAAUGAUAUACUUCCUCCACCUCAUUACCAAACCUAUAAUUCAAAUUCAAAUAAUAGUAAAUCAGUACAUAAUAGCAGUCCAUCAACUAAAAAAAUUUCAUCUCAUUCUCGUCACAAUCAAACUCCAAUGAUUAAUCGUGAUUUAUCAAUUCCUGUAACUGAACUAAGACCAUCUCGUCGAUCGCAUCGAACAAAACAAAAUAUUGAACAACACCAACAACAACAACAACAACAACAACAACAGCCAACAGUUAUAUAUCGUGUUGAAGGUACCAAAGAAUGUUUAAUGAAUCCAAAUGAAUUAUCAUCUGUAUUUGCACACGUUAAACAUUCUCAUCCAAAUAAAAAAAUUGUUGUUUAUAAAACUCCAACAACACCACAAACACAUGAAUUCAAUCAACUAGUUGAUGAAAUGUGUAUAAAACAUGGUGUAGAAUUAAAACAUAGUCAAAAUUCACCAUUUCAACAAUAUCGUUCACAAUCAUUACAAGAUUUAACAUCAACAACGAUACUACCACAGCUUGAUUUUGAUUUUCAGUUUCAACCAAUUGAAAAACAAGAACAAGUUAUACAAAAAAAUAGAUAA